AUGGCCGCCCCGAGCUUCGCCGGCAGCCGCGUCGCCCGCCUCCGGCCACGACUUCGGCGGGAUCCAGCCGCCACUGCCCGGAUCCGCAUCCUCUGCUCCGCCGGCGACCGCUGCCUUCUCUCGCCCGCACCACCAUGCUGUCAGGAGGACUCUGACAGUGACGAUUCCAGCGAAGCAGCAGCGGAAGACGAACACAACAGAGAGCACUAUGCCUUACAAGUUCAACAGAGACGAACACAGCAGGAGACCAACAGGCCAGUGGUCAGUUGCCAAAAGGGCACAUCGACAAGCACGUACGUCGCCAGACGCGUCUCUCUCCACCUGCAGGAUGAUUUCCGUGGCACGGCCCUCCUCAGUUUUGCGUGGAAGGGAGCUGGUAUAUUUGUAAUUGAUGUGUAUGAUGGCACGUCUUCUGAAUGCAAGCUUCGUCUCGAUAGGAGAUCCUCCAGCUUCAGUGUGUUGAAGUCUGACGGAUUGGAGAAUCAGAUGGUAGUCGCUGGAGAGGCAAGGAACUCCCAUGCUUGCAGCGAUGCACUUGGUGGGCAUUCCUUGCAUUUUUCCCGUAGAAUCACACGGUACAUGUAUUUAAUUAUAGCAAAGUCACCAUGUCUUUAUCAUGCCAGUAUGCCAAUGUGCCCAGAAAUUAGAUAUCAGAGGGAAGUUAGCAAGUCACCAGCUCUGAAAGCAUACCAAAUAUUUCAGUUUUUAGGCCACUUCUCAAUUUUGAAGAGCUACUCCUUUGAACUAGAUAUGUGAGCUUUUUGUAAACUAUAGGAUAUCAUAGUCUGCUAAGUGGAAAAAGAACUCUUUGAUGUUGGGCAUAUCCUGUAGUAUUUAAAUCAUUAUUUUUUACAUAUGUGAUGCAAAUCUUAUUCUUUUAGAAAAAUGGUGAAUCUACAGGAUUGAUAUGAACUCAGAAUACAAAAUUUGGGACAACUAUUAACAUUGAAAGAGAAUGAAUGUGAAGACAAUAUGUGUGCUGGUGUCCUGGGAUUCAUCAGUUGUAUCAGGAAAACCAAAGUAAAACAGGUACUCAGAUUUUUUUUAUUCUACAUUUUCCAGAUAUAGCAAAGGUUGUACCACAGAAAGUAUUGUGUGUGGAUGACACACUCCAAAUGUGGCACCUCUUGUCAAAAGUUCACUGUAUGAACGAGGAUCAUAUAUUUGCUUUGAUCUCAACCUUUGGAUGCAGUUAGAAGGUUUCAUCAUAACAAAUUUUUUUAGUUUUUGUAAAUUAACCUCACCAUUUUGAUGAUUGUAGGACAUCAUUGUUCUCCAAUAUGAAACUAUAGAGAAGGGACCUGACGUACAUUUGUGUAACACAGUUCAGUAAACACGUCUGGAAACUUUAUUUCUUUUUUCGAGAUUGAUUUACUUGGUGGUGCUAUUGCCCAUUUCCUCUUAACAAGACAUGUGUGAUGUUCCAAAAAAGGAGCUUAUGUGUUGUCUGGCAGCCUUGAUGGUAGUUUUAUACAUGUAGCUGAGGAAAGUGUGCUUGAAGCACGUCUUGUUAAAAAAUGGGAUGGGGACCUGUGCUGGUUUUGAGUCAUACUUAUUGGGAUAGGCCCUUGCGAUUUUUCUCUCUCCAUUGGCAUGGCCAAGGUCGGGUUGUGAUAAGGAGAAUGAGAUAGCGAUGAUGUGGUGCUUCACUGCUAGCUGAAUUUUGCCAUUGCUGGUGCUAGCUGAACUUUGUGGUAGCUAAAUUUUGCUAUCGCUGCUGCUAGCUGAAUUUUGCAUAGACAUAAUGCUCAUCUAGACAUGUUUUUCGAGUAGAAGUGAGAAAUAUAUCCAGGUUUUUAUGCCAAAAGCUUUUAACAUUUUUCCUCAUAGUGUAAGUAAACUGAUGAUGCAUGCCAUGGGUAAGGAUUUGGUUCCAACAGAAGCAACACAUAUUCAUCUUGCCUACUAUCCCAUCAGUGGAUGUCAGUCUCAUUUUUCUGAUCCUACACUUGAGCUAAGAAUUCAUUGCCCUUUUUUUGAACAGGCUGCAGUAACCAGUUUGUCACUACUUCAAUGGAUAUAAGGAGCAUAUCGUCAUUGCGUAUGCAAAAGCAUGUUUCAAAAUUUAAAUUACCAUGGCACAUUUAAUUCUUUUGGAGUACUAAACAAUCAUGCAGCUCUCUACAGAUUUUAAAAUUCAUGGUAGGAUCACAGGAGUAUACUACUUUGUUGGGGGGAGAUAAUUUGUUGAGCGGAUAGCGUCGAUGCCUUGCAAAGUUUCACAGAGAACAAGCUAUAUGUGGAUUUCUUCCAAUUGCAGGGUUCUUUAUUUUCUUUAUUUUCGAGCAACCAAAACUAUACUCUGUAAAUAAUCUUCUUGAACCAGAGUUCUUUAUUUUCUUUGUAUUUUGACAUUCCCUUGUACUACAUUUCAAUGUA
Molecule: messenger RNA, 2379 nt
Organism: Aegilops tauschii subsp. strangulata
Lineage: Eukaryota; Viridiplantae; Streptophyta; Magnoliopsida; Poales; Poaceae
Source: RefSeq, a predicted model, not a curated record